AUGGGCAGUGAUGCAGUCCUGGUUGAGUCUUUGCUACGUCGCCUCGCCACCGCGUUCAAAAUCCGUGACCUUGGCACACCAGGGUUCUUUCUGGGCAUUGAGACAGUUGCGGCAGGUGAUGGCAUGAUUCUGUCACAGCGUCGAUACAUGGUUGACUUACUAGGUCGCUCCGGGAUGACGGACUGCAAACCCCUCGCUACACAGGCUUCUGUUACUCAAGCGGUGACUCCGUCCGAUCAACUGUUUGAGAAUCCCACGCAAUAUCAUCGUGUUGUAGGUGCACUACAGUAUCUGACUAUCACCCGACCAGACCUCUCCUAUGCAGUUAACCGCCUGUGCCAGUUUAUGCACUCUCCCACUGAAGAUCACUGGGCAAUGGUGAAACGCGUGUUACAGUACAUCAAAGGUACUCUGAAUUACGGACUACGGCUAUCUCCCUCAGUCUUGAGUGCCAUACAUGCCUACUCAGACUCCGACUGGGCAGGUUGUCCGGUGGACAGGAAAAGCACUAGUGGUUAUGCUCGCACCGUAGCCCGCUCCUCUACUGAAGCAGAAUAUAAGGCGCUUGCUGAUGUCGCCGCUGAAGUCACCUGGAUUGUCUCAUUAUUGCGGGAACUUGGGUUGCACACGGGGCACCCCUCCAGCUUAUGGUGUGACAACUUAGGGGCUACCUACAUCUGCGCCAAUCCCUUAUUCCACGCCCGGACGAAGCACGUAGAGAUUGAUUACCACUUUGUUCGUGACAAGGUGGCCUCGGGGGACUUCGUGGUCAACUUUAUCUCCACCAAAGAUCAACUAGCUGAUGUCCUUACCAAGCCUUUGCCCGGACCACGGUUUACAGCUCUGCGGGACAAGCUCAAUUGGAUUGUUCUUUGUGUAUGGUUACGGAGGAACAUGCAAGAUGUUCGUGUGGAGAAUGUUAUCCUCAAAGAUAAGGAGUUGCGGAGAUAUUGUUCUCAAUGUUGCUUCAAGUGGAAUAGCAUAUUUGCUCUUGUCGGGAGCCUGGACGGUGCAUUCCAUAUUUGCUAUACCACUCUCAUUGAAUGA
Messenger RNA from Ipomoea nil (Japanese morning glory), 1047 nucleotides. RefSeq lists its product as uncharacterized. Bases 1 to 1047 code for a protein of 348 amino acids. The record is from RefSeq and is a predicted model, not a curated record. Lineage: Eukaryota; Viridiplantae; Streptophyta; Magnoliopsida; Solanales; Convolvulaceae. The transcript has 3 exons.